Molecule: messenger RNA, 850 nt
Organism: Trichoderma asperellum CBS 433.97
Lineage: Eukaryota; Fungi; Ascomycota; Sordariomycetes; Hypocreales; Hypocreaceae
Source: RefSeq, a predicted model, not a curated record
UCUCCUCUCUUUUCCUCUCUUUUUUCUUCAUCAUCUCGAUCGUCCUUCGACUCGUCCUUCGCUUCGGUCCAUCGCCCACAUUCGUUCGUGUGCUUGUUACUCCACGACCUCCAGUGUCAGCCCGUCUCUUUGUAUACCCAACAAAAAGAAAAACCUUCACUACCGUCACCAUGCGUUUCUCCGUCCUUCUCUCCGGCCUCUUCGCCGUCAUGGCUGCUGCCGAGACCACCUCUGCCCCAGCUACUGCUGUCUCCAUGAGCCCCGCUCAGGCCUCUCAGCUGGCUUGUUACAAGGCCUGCCCUGAGGGCGAUGUCAACUGCCAGGCUCACUGCGUUGCUGUCCCCUCUCCCGACGGCGCCCAGGCCAACGCCACCACCCAAUGUGUCGCCAAGUGCCCCCAGGGCAACGGCAGCGCUGCUGAUACCAAGGCCUUUGGCGACUGCAUCCAGAAGUGCAUCAACAACCACUACUUUGUCACCUCCAAGGGCACUCCCGAGGCUACUGGCGCUGCUGGUGGCAACAACGCCGCCAACUCCAACACCGACUCCGCCGCUGCCCCUACCGGCACUGGCUCCUCUGAGUCUUCCGGCACUGAGUCUGGCGCUGCUCCCACUGGUUCUGCUACCAAGUCCAGCGGCAGCUCAAGCACCAAGACCGGCUCUGCUUCCACCACAUCCACCACCAACGCUGCUCCCGCCAUCAUCGCCUCUGGCGGUGCCUUUGUUGGUGUCAUCGCUGCCCUUAUGGCUCUGUAAUUUCUGAGAUAUCCCUUGACUUUUUUGUUGUCUUUUGCUAUCUUUUUAAUUUCAGUCUUGGAUAAUGUAAAGGGGUUUAAUUUUCCUGGUUUUGA